GAUUCAUAUUUGGGGCCCGAAAUUUUCAGGGGCAUCUACUAGUGGUAUUUCACUACCACUGUGAAAAUAUGGUGAUGCAGUUAUCUCUAGUUUUUGAGAAUCGGGCUUAUAUGCAAUUGAAUAGUGAACUGCGUGACUUGGUUUGUUUGUAACGAUACUGAUGUGCGUAAAAAACCUGAGAGAUUUAUGGAUGACCCAGCUGUCACAAGAAACUGCUACAUUCUGAUGUAUGAAAGAGAAGAUGAAAGAGAAAAAGAGUUCACAGAAAUGGAUGCAUCUUCGAACUCUGGAAAGGAUGUCGAAGGGAAGGAUCUAGAAGAUAACAGAGAUUUUGUGCAAAAAGAAGAGGGUUUCACAAGCGCAUUGAUUGGCCCAUACCAAGUGAAUGCUGAAGAUAUAAAAUCUUUGGACGGCUCAAAUUGGAUAACCGACCAGGUUGUAAAUUCCUAUUUGUAUAUGAUACAGUCAUAUACAAACGACACAACAUUCAUGGAUUCCUUUUGAGUUCCACAUUGUAUAAAAAAGGGGGUUAUGCAGGUCAGAAAAGUAAACAAUUUGGAACACAAACGUGUGUUGCUAAUCCCUGUACACAAACCUGCACA
Messenger RNA from Magallana angulata, 602 nucleotides. RefSeq lists its product as uncharacterized. The transcript is spliced from 5 exons. NCBI's taxonomy places the organism in Eukaryota, Metazoa, Mollusca, Bivalvia, Ostreida, Ostreidae. Bases 187 to 504 code for a protein of 105 amino acids. The record is from RefSeq and is a predicted model, not a curated record.